CCUGCAUCCAUGAGACACAUCUGUCAAAGUCUGGGCGCAAAGAAGCGGUCAAAUAAGGGAUGUACAGCGCUGCGGGUCUGGUGUAAAGCGAAGUCGCGGUAUUGUUGCUACAUAGUAGACGUCAAGAUGCGAAAUAGAGAGAAGAAGGGCAAUUGAUAUGAAGAUAAAUACCCUUCGAGUUCUAACGUCUUUUCCCAUCCUGAGCCAAUUACCUACCAUAUCACAGCCAAUCCACCGCUAUAUUUGACGUUCUACUCAACGAUGACAAGAUUGUCUCAACCAGCGUUCAAGGGCGUGAACGCCACAGCCGAUGGGAUCAUCACCCUCGAGGCAACAGGUGACAACCACCCAGCGGUAAACAUCUCAGUUCACCAAGACCCUCUUGUCAAACCCAAGCCCAGCUCCAAACACAUCAUCAUCAUCGGCGGGGGCGUCAACGGGCUCAUGACAGCAUGGGUCCUCCUCGAUAAGGGAUACCGCGUUACAAUCUUCGCCAAAGAAUGGGCCUGGACGCAAGACUGGCAGAACUCUCGCAUCACGUCCCAGAUCGCGGGCGCCCUCUGGGAAUACCCGCAAGGGGGAUGUGGUCUGAAAGAGAUCGACGUCACCGAGCCGGGAUGGUCAACCAAACACAAUUACCGAGAGUGGACGCUCCAGGCUUACGAGUUCUACCACAAGAUGAGCACCAUGCAGCAGGGUCGGAUGGCCAAGGAGUUCGGGGUCGGGAUGGUCAAGAUCAACCUGUUCUUCUACCACGAUCUAACCAAGGAGAACGAGUUCAACGCGGAGGACUAUGAGAAGUUCCACAUGAUCCGGGAGGACGCAAGUGCAAACAAGAUCCUCGGCUUCGAGGAGUACUCCCCGGAGCGCGUUCAACAAUUUGUCGGGGGCCUAGGAUCGGACGACGCGUGGAAACGAGACCUGCGCCAAGGAUACGGAUACGACGCACCGAACGUCGACUCCGACCGCGCAAUGGUGUUCCUGAUGUCAAUCGUCGCAAGCAAGGGCGCGCAGCUGGAGACGCGCGAGAUAAAGGGAAAGCCUCUAUCCGAGUUCGCGCAGGACUUCAAGGACAACAUGGGCGCCGACGCAAUCAUCAACGCCACCGGCCUAGGGGCAGGCGAGCUCGUCGGCGACCCCGACGUAUUCCCCGUACGCGGGGCGAUCAUCCGCAUCGACAAUAACAAACGAGAGCGUUUCGAGCCACUGCACGAGGCGUGCAUUGUGCCCGCGCAGAUGGACGCCGACGGGCUCCUCCGCAAGGGCAUCUGGCUAUUCCCGCGCGUAGACGGAACUCUCAUUGUGGGCGCCAUCGCGCAGCCCGCGAACGACGUGCUCAACCUGACGCAGACGUCGCCGGAGGUUGGUCUCAUGUGGAAACGCGCUCGUUCGUUUCUCCCAGCCCUCGGUGAUGCGCGCAGCGUUCCUCAUUAUCCGCUGGCGCAGGGGUUGAGGCCCUUCACCAAGAGGAAUGUCAAAGUUCGGGCUGAUCUUGAGAUCAGUCAGCUGCCGGUGGUCCAUAAUUAUGGGCAUGGGGGAUCUGGAUGGGCGUUGGCUCCUGGAACCGCGAGGACUGCUGUCCAUUUUUUGGAGUUGAUGCUCAAUGAAGGGUAUACUGGGAGGGACGUGAACCGCGGAUAUUACGGCUGUAUUCCUGGUGAAAAAUAA
Messenger RNA from Aspergillus candidus, 1668 nucleotides. Its product is annotated as FAD-dependent oxidoreductase. The transcript has a single exon. NCBI's taxonomy places the organism in Eukaryota, Fungi, Ascomycota, Eurotiomycetes, Eurotiales, Aspergillaceae. The record is from RefSeq and is a predicted model, not a curated record. Gene Ontology annotation, molecular function: D-amino-acid oxidase activity; FAD binding. Bases 262 to 1668 code for a protein of 468 amino acids.